AUGUUGAUACAAGAAACUGAUUUGUUCUUAUAUAAUUUGACUUUGAAGAAACAAUCUAAUUAUAAUUAUUCCUGUCUAGGUACUUUCGUUAAUAUAGAUCCCAUAUCAAAUGUCUCAAAACAUAAUUUACAAUUAUGUCUAGCCACAGAGAGCCAUAUCGAAUUGUAUGACUUAUCAAAUAGAACAUUGACCAAGAUUGGUAAUGAUAUACCCUUAUUUGCCAUCAUCAAAAAUAUUAAGACUGUUAAAAACCAAACAACUAGCAUAGACUAUUUGAUAAUUACCUCAGAUUCGGGCAAUUUAUCGAUCCUAGAAUUUGUCUGGAACCAACAAACUCUCUCUUUAUCUCUAUCCACACUGUGUAUAGAACCUAUAGCAAGAUCCGGUAUUAGAAGAUUGUCUCCAAUGGAUUAUAUCGCAGUUGAUAAACAUAGUAGGUGUUUAAUGUUAUCUGCUGUUGAAAAGUUUAAAUAUUGUUAUCUUCUAAAUUGUAAUAAUACUACUAAUAAUAAUGUUGUCAUAUCUAAUACCAAUACAAAUACUAAUAAUAAUAUAGUAUCUUCUCCUUUGGAAGCUAUACGGUCUAAUUUUAUCACCUUGGAUUUAGUGUCAUGUGAUAUGAACUACAUAGAUAAUCCAUGUUUUGCAGCUUUAGAGAUGGAAAUUGUAUUAAAUAAUAGCAACAACAACAACAAUAAUAAUAAUAGUUUACCUAACAAAAACCUUUUUCAUUUGGUAUUUUAUAUGUUGGAUAUGAAUUUGAACUGUAUAAUUAAAAAAGCAGAUUAUUUACUGCCUGGGAAGCCAAGUAUUUUGAUCCCCUUACCUGAUUUAGCAGAAUAUGGAAUGUUGACUAAUAUUGUUGGGAGUCAAUAUAAUCAGAGCAAUAAUCAUAACGAUACAACAAACCCAUUUGUUAUGGUGGGUUUAGAGGAUUCGUUCCUUGUUAAGGACUUAAAAGGUGAUUUCAACAUCAAAGUUCAAUUGCCUAAAUGUCAAGACCAUCACUAUCCUGCCACAAUAACAUCCCAUGUGUUUCGUUCUUUUAAGAAACAAAUUUUCAUUUUGUUGCAGACUAACUAUGGUGACUUGUUAAAAUUACAAAUUAUUCCAAAUCAAAAUGAGAAAAAUAAGCCAAAAUUCAUCUUGAGCUAUUUUGAUACAAUCCCGGUGGCCGAACAAUUACAUAUUACUACAAAUGGGUUGCUUUUCGCAAAUUGUGAGUUCAAUAAUAAUUAUUUGUUUCAGUUUGAAAGUCUUGGGUCAAAUAAAGAGGAGAAGACUUUUACAGUUUCAAAAAUUUUACAGAAUUUAAGCAUAUUAAAGAAAAUGUCCACAUCUAACCCCAUGUUUUCUGCAAAUGUGGUUAAGAACUCUUCUAAUCAAGCUGUAGUUCCUUUCAAACUGAUAUCUCGCCAUGAAGAUUCCUCAAUCAGGGUAUAUAAUAACAGUGUUGUUGUUGAGACACUUGUAUCCUCUAAUUUACCACCAAACCCCAAAAAUAUAUGGACCAUAAAGAAGAGGUUAGAUGAUGAUGUCCAUUCAUACGUUGCUCUUGCAUUUCAUAAUUAUACAGUUCUUUUAAAUAUAUCAGGUGAAUCAAUGCAGACAUUGUCCUUUUCAAAUCCAGUACCUUUUAUCAUGAAAAAUGAUACCACCAUAUAUAUGACCAUUUUAAACCCUAAUAUAAUUAUUCAGGUUUGUGCUAAUCAAUUUGUUCAAGUAGUGACAACAGAAGAUACUUCAGAGUUUAAACAAAUCCAUGAAUGGUUCCCACCUGCAGGUAUACAGAUCAUUACUGCUACUGCUACUUUUACACAAUUAAUUGUUGCUCUAUCAAAUAAUACUGUAGUAUAUUUUGAACUUAACAUAGUUAAUAACUCUCUAAUGGAAUCAUCUAAGACUUUAGUCUUUGACAAUAAAAUCGCUAAGAUUGCAAUGGAUCAAAAUAAAUUCAGAUCUAGUGAUUUGAUUGUUGCUACAGAUGAUGAUCAGUUGAUUAACAUUAUUUGUCUAGAUACAAAGAGUCCCAAUUUUAUGGAAAUUUUAGCUUUCCAGCAAUUGAAUGAUGAGGUAAAUGAUAUUAUUGUAAAUAACAAUAUGUUUUAUGUCGGACUAAAAAAUGGUAUAUAUGUAAAGUCGAAAUUUGAUGAAAAGGAUCGCAACAUUAUACAUACAGCACAAAGAUUCAUGGGUGCAAAGCCAGUUUCUCUUUCUGUUGUUAAAGACAUUCUUUUAACACCCAAAGAUGAUGAUAUGGGGUCUGAUUCUGAAGAGGAGGAAGAGAAUUUUGAUGAGGAAAACAAUUUACAAAAGGAGUCAAAUGUCGAGGAUAGGGAAUAUAAUCAAAAUGAAUUCAGUACAUGUAUUACUAUUCAUUCAGACAAUGUAUGGUUAGAUUAUAAUUUUAAGCAAAUGAAUUAUAUUAGACCUGUAACAUUGACGGAUAACAUGUCAUCUUUAAAGCGAAUAACUCAAUUUUCUACCUCAACAAUUUCAAGAAAUAGUGUUUGUGCAUUAUCUUCAUCAGGCUCACUAGUUAUUGGAAGAUUUAAAGAUUUUAUUCAUGUUGACCAUUGGUUUAAUAUAGUAGAUGCAAAAAUUAAGAACUCGAUAUCAAAUAUUACAGAAGAGGAAGAUGAAGAGCAAGAUAAUGGUGAUAAUGAAAGUGAAGAAGUUUAUUUUGGGGAAUACCUGAAUAAAAAACUUAUUUUUACUGACGAUGGAGAACACAUUAUAUCAAUUGAUAAUCAUAAAGAUCCAUUUGUUCAAAAUUGCCGUAUUAGCAUUAUCAAAUUUUCUUCAAAUCAGUGUCUUCUCAAUACUUCCUCAAAUUCAGAUUAUUACAAUAUUGAAGGACAUCGAUGUGUUGCAGCACAACUUAUUCACUUUACAAAAAAUAAAAAUUUUGUUAAUUUAGUUAUAUCCACUAGAGAUCAGUAUUUGUUGACGUUCCAAUUAAAGAUAGAGGAUACCAAAAAAGUUUCUCAAUAUGAACUAUCGUUAUUACAUAAGACAAAGGUGGAAAGUGAUAUAUUUGCUAUGGGUAUAAUUAAUGAUAAACUGUUCGUCACCAUUUUAAAUUAUUGUGUUCUUUAUGAUUUAGGUAAAAAGCAACUAUUAAAAAAAUCUAUUACGAAAGUAUCAGCUAGUAUGCACUGUACAACAGCCAUUGAUGUAUGGGACAAUAGUAGAAUAGCAGUAGGUGAUAUUCAUGAGUCAGUAACUAUUUAUCAGUACGACCUGCAGAGUAAUCAGUUGUAUCCUAUUGCUGACGAUACUGUUAAAAGGCAUGUUACUACUUUAAAGUUCAUUGAUUCACAAACUGUGGUUGGUGGAGAUAAAUUUGGUAAUUUAUGGACUUUAAGAAUUCCAAAAGAAAUUGACCAAAAUAGAAUUAUGAAUUAUGGAAAUUCUUUGCAUAAUAGCGUCAUGGAAGCACCAUAUAAACUAGAAUUGAAAGAUCAUUAUUUCAUCAAUGAUAUUCCUAUGUGGUGUUCAGUUGUUGACUUUUUACAGAUUUCCGAUAGACCGUGUAUUUUGUAUGGUUGUUUACAAGGUACUAUUGGUAUACUUUUACCAUUAUUGUCGAAAUUACAAAUUAAGACAGCAAGUAAAUUACAAGAAAGCAUAUCCAAUUUGGAAUCACUUAUUUUAAAUGAUAGAGUGUCAAGAUUAACUAUGCAAGACGAUGAUAUCGAAGAUACCAAAAUCAAUGAGGAGGAAGGUAUUUGGAUUAGUCAAAAAGAACAACUAGAUUCUCAUCCAGAGGAGUAUAUUAGUUUAGUUGAUAGAGAUCAUUUUAGGUAUAGGAGUUAUUAUGCACCUGUUAAAAACAUUAUUGAUGGUGAUCUAUGUGAACGAUUCUUAACUUUAACAUCAUAUGAGCAGACAUUAGUUUGUAAAAAUAUGGGGAAACAGGUAAUGAUAGAGGAUGUUAUUAAUUUUCUGAAUGAAACUAGAAGCAAUUAUAUGUAG
Molecule: messenger RNA, 3978 nt
Organism: Arxiozyma heterogenica
Lineage: Eukaryota; Fungi; Ascomycota; Saccharomycetes; Saccharomycetales; Saccharomycetaceae
Gene: RSE1
Product: U2 snRNP complex subunit RSE1
Exons: 1
Coding region: 1-3978 (1325 amino acids)
Biological process (GO): mRNA splicing, via spliceosome
Cellular component (GO): nucleus; U2 snRNP
Molecular function (GO): U2 snRNA binding; protein binding
Source: RefSeq, a predicted model, not a curated record